AUGAAGUCUACCACUGUUCUCCUCUCCGUCUUGGCCGCUUCUGCCUCCGUCGUCCUCGCCCAGUCCCCCGGCGUCGACGAGGAGCGCCUCUACUACACCGAGCCCACCACCGCCACGACUUGGACUGCCGGCGCCAACGCCACCGUCGCCUGGUCCAACGUCUGCAACUCCAAGAACACCGGCGACCUUGCCAUCGUCCUCUACAUCGGUACCGGUGGCGCCAACGGCACCGAGCAGAUCCGUGUCCCCGGCAUUGCCAACAUCGGAACCUUGAACUGCUCGAAGGCCCAGACUGCCAUCGUCAACUUGCCCGCAAACUUGACCACCUCCGACAAGUACGCCAUCCACGUCGACACCGAGCCCUACCAGUCGUACUCUUCCCCCUUCUCCAUCAAGGGUAUUGACCCCCCCGUCACUACCACUGUUGCCCCCGUUGCUCCUACCACCCCCAGUGCUGCCGUCCCCUCCGCUAGUGUUGGUUCGACCACCACCGCUGCUGGUGGUGCUGCUGCCACUAGUGACAAGAGCACUAGCGCUGCUGGAUCCUUGAAGGCCUUCGGUGCCUCGGCUGCCGUCCUUGCCGCCACCAUCGGUGCCUUCUUCUUCUAA
Molecule: messenger RNA, 609 nt
Organism: Linnemannia hyalina
Lineage: Eukaryota; Fungi; Mortierellomycota; Mortierellomycetes; Mortierellales; Mortierellaceae
Source: the annotation of a GenBank genome assembly